This is a messenger RNA of Funneliformis caledonium, 342 nucleotides long. Lineage: Eukaryota; Fungi; Glomeromycota; Glomeromycetes; Glomerales; Glomeraceae. The record is from the annotation of a GenBank genome assembly.
AUGGCUAAGGAAAAAAAGACCGCUUCACGUAGUGCAAUCGCUGAUGUCGUGACGAGGGACUAUACCAUUCAUUUGCAUAAAGCCGUCCAUGGCCGGAGUUUUAAGAAACGCGCACCGCACUCGGUUAAAGCAAUUCGAUCAUUCGCUAAAAAACAUAUGGGAACUAAUGACGUUCGUUUAGAUCCAUUGUUGAAUAAAGAAAUUUGGAAACAAGGUGUCAGAAGUGUACCUCAUCGUAUGCGUUUACGUCUUUCUAGACGUAGAAAUGAUGAAGAGGAUGCUAAAGAGAAAUUAUAUACUUACGUCACUUUUGUCCCUGUGGAUUCAUUUAAAGGUAAUUAA